ACUUGUCAAUUUUCUUUUGUCUUAUUUUAAAUAGUUUUUUAUAAAUGUAAUAUAAAUUUGCUGUUUCUGUUUCUCUAAAAUGGACAUUUAUUUUGUAGAUAAUGCUCGGCAAGAUGAAAUCGAAACUUUUUAUGAAGCUUGUCAGCGUCACAGAGACUACUACAGAGGCUAUGCAAAAGCACACCAUCCUUUACUAUAUUUUAAGGACCCAGAAUAUAUGUGGCAAUGUCCGCCGGAGAUGACUCCAACAUAUUUAUCGUUUCCGAUGUACCACGUCAAAUACAAGCAGCCUGUUGUUCUACCUGGCAACACUGGUCGAACCAGUGGUUUCCCCGCGCUGCCGAGCCGUACAUUGGCUGGUCGUUUUAACAAGGCGGCCUGUAAAGCCUUUGUUAGAUAAAAUAUAUUUAUAAAUUGAAAAAAUUUUCAUUUUAUUUUUUGAUAUUAUUUUUGUACAAACGUUUAUGCAGUAAAUAAACGAAUUGAUAAUACUGUU
Molecule: messenger RNA, 496 nt
Organism: Melitaea cinxia (Glanville fritillary)
Lineage: Eukaryota; Metazoa; Arthropoda; Insecta; Lepidoptera; Nymphalidae
Exons: 3
Coding region: 80-400 (106 amino acids)
Source: RefSeq, a predicted model, not a curated record